GGCAUGGGGAUUUUCCGACCUGUUCCCCCAGGUUGUCCCACGUAGCUUCUGCGUGGAAAGGUUACUAUGUCUACAGACGAUCCGCGAGUCUUGUCAGCUUUUUUGAAAGUUCCUCCCCCACAGGCAGUUCAGUGAAAUUCCUCCACUGUUACAUUGUAAACAGAAGAAAUACAGCUUUAUCAAAUUGUGACAAAGAUACACUUUUGGUGUUGUCUACGACUGUCUUUACUGCCUUCACAUGACUAUGCUUCAUCUACUAAUUAAAGAGGCGGUUGCUAAGAGAUAACAAGCAGUGACAUCGCUGCUGAGAACCUCUGAUGUGCUGCAGCCUGAACCUGCAUCUCUACUCUGGGUCUCUUCUCUUAACCCCCAUCUAGACCUGAGUGCACCUGACCCAUGUGAAGGAGUAGGGGGAGAGAGAGAGAAAGCGGAGUCACACCACAUACCACACGCCAUGGCAGCUUUCACCAGUACCCCGAAAGUGAAUUCCGGGAGUGCUCCUCACCACGGGUUCAGGGUGGAGAGCCCAGCGGAGUGUGACUGGAAGGACUGUGACACUGGAGGCAGCGAGAGGUCUAGAGGACACCGCACCAUGCUGGAGAAGACCCAUGACUUCUUCCAGACCUGUGACAUUGAGGACAAGGGCUUCAUCACCCGCCGGGACAUGCAGAGGCUCCAUGGAGAGCUGCCCCUCAGUGCCGAGGAGCUGGAGAACGUCUUUGACACCCUGGACUCUGACGGCAAUGGAUACCUCACCCUGGAGGAAUUCUCCUUGGGCUUUAGUGAGUUCCUGUUUGGCCGGAGGAUCUCUGCAACAGAGGGGAUGGCCAGCCCCAUUGCCAAGGAACCCACUCAGGGCCCUCCAGACUCCCUGUACCAGACCCAGUGGGAGGAACGGUUGGUGGGCAGUGAGGACGAGGAGGAAAAGCACUUCUGCAUGCUAAUGGAGAGCUUGGGAGCCAGCAACGUCUUUGAGGACCCUGGUGAGGUGCGUAGUCUUUGGGCCCAGCUGAGGAAGGACGAGCCGCACCUCCUGUCCAACUUUGAGGAGUUCCUGGCCAGAGUAAUUUUACAGAUCACAGGGGCCAACCAGGAGAGGAUGGAGAUGGAGAGCGCCCUUAAAAGAAAAUCAGCAACACAUGACGAUGAGAUCCAUCGCUUAUAUGAAGAAAUGGAACAGCAAAUCGAAAAGGAGAAGGACAGGAUCUUACUGCAGGACUCUGAGCACUUCUUGUCUAGGAGUCAGGAUCUGGAGCAUCAGCUGUCCAGUAAGGAAAGGGAGCUGGAUCAGAUCUUCCAGAAACAAAGGAGGUGGGAGCAUCAGUGCCGGGAGCUGCACAGCGAGCAACACGUGACCAAGGUAGAGAACGUGGCACUGAAGCAGACCAAUGAGGAGCUGGCCCAGGAGCUGGAGCACACCAGUCAGGAGCUGAGCCUGGCCCAGGAGCAGCUGGUCCUCCUGCAGGAGCAGUCCUCACACCUGAACCAGGAGAGGGAGAUGGAGAUGUACCGGGUCACAGAGGGAUUGCAGAGGGAGCGAGCGAGCCUGCUGAAACAACUUGACCUGCUGAGGGAAAUGAACAAGCACUUACGAGAUGAGCGAGACAUGUGCUCUUAUCAAAAACUGAGGAAUACUGUUAAAAAUCCUGCUUGCAACCUGAGACCUGGAUCAAAUACUCUGAAUCCCUUUGACAGAAAGGCCUUUAGUGAGGAUGAGGAGGUAGUGCUCCCCCAAUCUAAGAGGAAGAGUCCAGGUGGAGUGAAUGGCUACAGCCUGGAGGACGUGGUGGAUUCCAGACCCCUCCACAGACCCCUCCAGAGGAUCAUCUCCAUAGAGGAGGACCACCUACCCCAGCUCCUACAGGAUAACUACCAGACUCAGCUCUGGGAGUGGCAUGAGGAGGCCGAGGACGAAGAGCACAUAGAGCUACAGAUGACCUCUAUAAAUCCUCCCAGUUCUCCUCCAAUGAUGGGGCAGCAGCAGCCAGUUGACACCAGAGAGACAGAGAUGCCUACAUCCCCCAGGGGCCAGCCUGUCGGAAAGGAGACUAUGGGGAAUGAGGAGGGUGCAGCGUUGGCCCCAGACCGCCUGUUUAAGAUCGUCCUGGUGGGCAACUCCAGUGUGGGGAAGACCUCUCUCCUCAGGCGGUUCUGUGAUGACUGCUUUUACCCAGGCACCUCUGCCACCGUCGGCAUAGACUACAGUGUGAAGACGAUACGGGUGGACAACAGCCAGGUGGUGCUGCAGAUGUGGGAUACAGCAGGACAGGAGAGGUAUCGCAGCAUCACCAAGCAGUUCUUCCGCAAGGCUGACGGUGUGGUAGUCAUAUAUGACAUUACUGCUGAGCAGAGUUUUUCCGCGGUGAGGCAGUGGCUGACCAGUGUACAGGAGGGGGCUGGCGAGGACAUUCCCAUCAUGCUGCUGGGGAACAAAAUGGACAAGGGGAGUGAGCGGAAGGUUCAGACGAGAAUGGGUGAAAAAUUAGCCAAGGACUGCCAGUUGAUUUUCUAUGAGUGCAGUGCUUGCUCUGGACAAAACGUGGUAGACUCAAUGGUAAAUUUGGCAAGAAUUCUGAAAGAGCAGGAGGACAGAGAGAAAGAGAAGACGAUCCAUCUGGUAAACAGCCCUUCACAGAAUAAGAGGUCCUGCUGCUAGCAACUUAAUGGCUAUUAGUUACUGUCUUCACAACACCAUAGUGUACUCACGUGUACCUGUUCAGAUGUUCUGUACAUUUUAACCUCCGGUCCUUAGGAACUCAAGGAUCUAUAGCACAAUGGAGUUGAAGUCGGAAGUUUACAUACACCGUAGCCAAAUACAUUUAAACUCAGUUUUUCACAAUCCCUGACAUUUAAUCCAAGUAAAAAUUCCCUGUCUUAGGUCAGUUAGGAUCACCACUUUAU
Oncorhynchus tshawytscha (Chinook salmon) is the source of this 2901-nucleotide messenger RNA. RefSeq names its product EF-hand calcium-binding domain-containing protein 4B. The transcript is spliced from 18 exons. NCBI's taxonomy places the organism in Eukaryota, Metazoa, Chordata, Actinopteri, Salmoniformes, Salmonidae. The record is from RefSeq and is a predicted model, not a curated record. Gene Ontology annotation, molecular function: GTPase activity; GTP binding; calcium ion binding. The coding region runs from base 455 to 2656 and encodes 733 amino acids.